Molecule: messenger RNA, 963 nt
Organism: Peromyscus eremicus (cactus mouse)
Lineage: Eukaryota; Metazoa; Chordata; Mammalia; Rodentia; Cricetidae
Gene: Snrpg
Product: small nuclear ribonucleoprotein polypeptide G
Exons: 4
Coding region: 627-821 (64 amino acids)
Biological process (GO): spliceosomal snRNP assembly; mRNA splicing, via spliceosome
Cellular component (GO): U12-type spliceosomal complex; SMN-Sm protein complex; U5 snRNP
Molecular function (GO): RNA binding
Source: RefSeq, a predicted model, not a curated record
CAAACACUGGAACUAGUGAUUGUGUCUGUAUUAGUCUUGUUUUGACUUGUUUGUUGGCUUGUUUGUGGUGUUGUGGUUGAGGCAGGGCCUUGUGCAUGCUACUCUACCACUGAACUUUAUCCCUUGUUCCCUGAAAUUGAUGCCUUUCUCAUCCCUAGAUUUAAUGAAUUUUGAAAUACUGUUAGAUCUGCCUCCUUCAUUUUCUCAUAAAUCCUUCUUUUACAGCUUUCACUCCUAGUUUAGUGUAACUCAAUGGUUCUUAAAUCACAUCUAGCCAAAUAUCUCAGUAAUUUCAAAGUUGAGCUCCCUAGCCUAAGUGCAUUCUUCUUUCCACCUCUUUUAGAUUUUAUUUAUUAUGUAUACAGUGUUCUGCCUGGCACGACAGGAGAGGGCACCAGAUGGUUGUGAGCCACCAUGUAGUUGCUGAGAAUUGAACUUAGGACCUCUGGAAGAGCACUCACUUAACCACAGAGCCAUCCUUCCCACCUCUUAAAAUUUGUUGCCGCAGUAAAUCUUGCCACUGGUUGACUCUGCUGAAACAGUUUAUCGCUGCAAAGUCAAAUCCAGAUUUCCUAGUCCUGAAGCCCCUCCAUCUGCAGUCCAGCCACCAUAUUCUUACUUGAUUUAUGGACAAGAAGUUAUCAUUGAAGUUAAAUGGUGGCCGACAUGUACAAGGAAUACUACGGGGCUUUGAUCCCUUUAUGAAUCUUGUGAUUGAUGAGUGUGUGGAGAUGGCAACUAGUGGGCAACAGAAUAAUAUCGGCAUGGUGGUCAUACGAGGAAACAGCAUCAUCAUGUUAGAAGCCUUGGAAAGAGUCUAAACAAUGGCUGGUCAGAAGAGGAGUCCACAUCCUUCCCCUAAGGACUGUUUGAUUGGGGUGUAGAAUUGGGUCAUGUACAUUUUCAUAUGAAACUUUUUGCUAAAUAAACUCUUGUGAUACUCAGAGUGCAUUUUUGUAGUUA